Messenger RNA from Glossina fuscipes, 2086 nucleotides. RefSeq lists its product as uncharacterized. NCBI's taxonomy places the organism in Eukaryota, Metazoa, Arthropoda, Insecta, Diptera, Glossinidae. The transcript has a single exon. Bases 1529 to 1933 code for a protein of 134 amino acids. Gene Ontology annotation, biological process: defense response. The record is from RefSeq and is a predicted model, not a curated record.
UAAAGUCAAAAUGCAAUUUCAUAUCAAGUUUCUUUUAUUGACGGCUUGGUUUCUAACAGCCGAGUCAACACCAAUUUAUUCUCCUGUUGAGGGGCCAACGCCUUGUAACACGUACAAUUCAGUCGAUGAUGGUGGUCUUCCUUAUGACGGCUAUGAUUAUUAUGUCAUUUAUAAUAAUUGCGAAGAUAAUUAUCCUCCAUAUGAAGAUCCUUAUUAUUGGUAAAGAAAUCAUUCGCGAUGACGUCAGCAUGUAAUCAAACGUACAUUUAUGGUUUUGCAAAUUAAAAAUUUGUUAAAUACUUUAUUAUAAAGUGAAAUAUGUAAAAUUGAUUUUUUGUACGUUGCGUAAAAGUGUUUGUGAAGUAAUAUAUAUGAUUAAAAACUCUAUAAAAUCACUUUUGAAAUGAAUGUUGCAGUUGAGGCAAAUGUCGGUAAAUAAUUAAGAAGUGAUCGUCGAGAAGCGCCGACGUAAUUAUAGAUUGCAAGCAAGAGACAACUGAAAGAAGGCCUUAUUUUGAGUCAAUCAGUGAUACCUCGAUUUACUGACUACAUGGAAAAUGCUGUCACAUGCAAGAGCAGAGAGAGAGAGAGAGAGAGAGAGAGAUCGCUAUGUCCCCGGAAGGGUCCUUAAAGGAUAUUAGAUGACCAGCUUAAGAAAUGAUGGGAAACUAAGCGAAGGGUGGAAAGUAAACGACUUGGAAAAUUCUCUUCAUCUUUCGGCUUAUCUUUGUUCCCAAUACUCUCAGAUAUAUACUUAAAAUUUUCAAAGAAUUAUUAAACUUGCUUGCGUCAGUUUCACUGAUUCAAUGGAAAAUUUUUCACAAUUUUACCAGCGUGGAUGAAAAUGCAUUACGUUCAGUUUACCGACAUCGGUGCAGUAAUUAAUUAACUUAUUUGUUAAUAUUCACUUUAAAAAUCUCCAUGAGCGGUUGGACGAAUGGGCGCACAAUGUAAGAGAGUGUUUAAGCUGAGUGUGUAUCCAUGCUCUGUGGGUUUCCGAUGCAAGAUAUUGGGAGCUAUAUAUAUAUAAAGUAGGGCAUAUGACGAAACCCUUCAGUCAUUGAACAGAGGUAGAAAAAAAAUUUCAUAAACUAAGAUAACCAACAUAUAAAGAUAGAUAUUUUCUUGCAUCUCCUUUUUACGUUACCAAAAGUAAUAGUUUAAAGCGAACACUAAAUCGCUGAAAUUCUCUGCAUUCAGUUGUAAGCCACGUACGUCACCUGGAUAUCGGCGUUGUCUUAGUUCGGUGUAGCAACAAAAGUUUAUGAAUUCAUUUCCAACAUCUAAUGAAUUAUGCAAAUCAUUCGGUAUGACAUCAAGAAAAGGAAAGAAUCCCCUAAAUCGCUAAGUACAUAUGAAUUAAUGAAAAAAAAAAAAAACAUUUUACUAUUACGCAAAUGACGUACUUCAUAACUAAAGCAUUCCGGUUUACUUGGGAUUUCCUUUGAGUGAAAAAUCUCUGAAGUUUCAGAUAAAAGCAAAAUUGAGAAAGAGCGCCUUCGGUAAUGCGUUUAAAAAUUGUAUAUAAAUGAUCUGCUCAGAGGCAGUGAACAGUUCACUGUUUAGCAAAAUGAUAUUUCAUACACAUUUUCUGUCAUUUACACUAUUACUGCUUAGUGUUAUUUCCUUGUCAUUUGAACAUGAAGCAACUGAUCAGCAAACUGGGGACGAAGGAAAAUCGCUUGAUGGAAUGAUAACGAGAUUAGUUGGUCAAGCAACACAGUCAUCAAGUGAGGAGAGUGUUGAAAAGAUCGACGAACUAACUCGCGGCGACUGGAACACAAAAGUAGGAGAGGAUUUACAUCGGCAGAAACGACAAUUAGGUUUAACAUGUCGUGCAGGUGGUAACCGUGCUUGUGUAGCCCGUUGCCGUCUUCAAAGAUCGCGAACUGGUUACUGCAAUCGUCGAGGCACUUGCGUAUGCCGCCGCUAGAAAAGAUAUUCAAAAAUUCAUAUGAAUUCUGUUCGUAUAACCAAUGGUAAAGCCCAGCACAAAGGAUAUACUACUGUUAAGCUUAAAGCAAGGCAUUUAGUUGUAUCGCCCUAUAUAUGUCUAUAUAUCAAUAAAGCGACUAAUAAAAGCAAU